Ostrinia furnacalis (Asian corn borer) is the source of this 4224-nucleotide messenger RNA. RefSeq names its product multidrug resistance protein 1A-like. Bases 64 to 3222 code for a protein of 1052 amino acids. The transcript is spliced from 20 exons. The record is from RefSeq and is a predicted model, not a curated record. Gene Ontology annotation, molecular function: ATP hydrolysis activity; ABC-type oligopeptide transporter activity; ATP binding. Lineage: Eukaryota; Metazoa; Arthropoda; Insecta; Lepidoptera; Crambidae. Gene Ontology annotation, biological process: oligopeptide export from mitochondrion. Gene Ontology annotation, cellular component: mitochondrial inner membrane.
GGUAUAGGUGAUAAGGUGGCCGCCUUCGCGUACAGUUUCACCAUAGCCGUGGGUUGCGUGGUGAUGUCCAUGCUCAAGGGCUGGAAGCUGGCUCUGCUGUGCCUCACCACGACACCCGUUACCUUCUUACUGGUGGGCCUUACUGGCAUGAUAGGCAAUCGUCUCGGCAAAAAAGAAGCGAUGGAGACAGGGCGAGCUAGUGCAGUAGCGGAAGAAGUAUUGGGAUCGAUUCGCACUGUUUACGCAUUCAGUGGCCAGAAGAAAGAGCUCGAGCGCUACCGUCAGCCUCUCGCAGAGGCUCGCCGCAUCAACAUCAAGAAAGAGUUCUUCACUGGCCUUUCGAUGGGAUUGUUAUUUUUCUGUGUAUUCUGUUCGUACGCAUUGUCUUUCUACUUUGGCAUAUACCUAGUCAUUAACGAUCCGAAAAAUUACAAUGCUGAUGUCAUGUUUUCCGUGUUUUUCGGGAUAAUGACGGCGCUAGGAAACUUUGGAAUGGUGGGAUCUUUGAUGUCUACGUUUGGAUCAGCUCGCGGAGCGGGUGCGCAAAUAUUUCGGCUUUUGGACAAUGUUCCCACAAUUAAUCCUCUUCAACAAAGUGGGAUCACACUGGACCAGGUCGAAGGAAAUGUGGAGUUGAAUAAUGUGGUGUUCCACUAUCCAUCUCGCCCUGAAGUGCCCGUGUUGAGGGGUGUGAAUUUGAGCGUAUCUCGAGGACAAUCGGUAGCUCUGGUGGGCCACUCCGGGUGCGGGAAAUCUACCAUCAUUCAGCUCAUAUCUCGCUACUAUGACGUCAUCGACGGCAGCGUGUCUAUUGAUGGGAAUGAUGUGCGUAAGUUGUCAGUGCAGUGGUUACGAAGGCAGAUUGGCCUCGUAGGUCAGGAGCCUGUUCUGUUCAACUCCACUGUACGUGAAAAUAUCCGCUAUGGGCGGGAGAGCGCUACUGACGACGAAAUCGAAAUAGUGGCGAGGCAGGCGUAUGCGCACGCGUUUAUAAUGAACCUGCCCAAGGGUUAUGACACACUCGUUGGUGAAAGAGGUGCAUCCCUUUCUGGGGGUCAAAAACAACGAAUAGCAAUAGCGCGCGCACUGAUCCGGAAUCCGAAGAUACUCCUUCUGGAUGAAGCCACCAGCGCUCUGGAUACUUCUUCAGAAGCAAAAGUGCAGAAGGCUCUUGAUAAGGCAGCUGAAGGCAGAACAACCAUAAUAGUAGCGCACAGACUGUCAACGAUUCGAAACGCGAACGUCAUAUACGUGAUGAAGGAAGGUCAGGUGGUUGAAAAGGGAAGCCACGAAGAACUGAUGGCGAUGAAAGGUCAUUACAGCGAGAUGGUCGCUUUACAAGAGCGACACGAACUUGGCGGUACCGAAGAUACUCUUCCUGUUCGCGAAGAAUCAAUUAUUUCUGAGCAGAGUUUAGAAGAUGCAUCAAUACCAGAUUUAUUAGAAGAGGACAAAAAGGCUGAGGCACCUAAACUGUCAUUUUGGCGCGUAGUCCGCCUCAAUGCUCCGGAGUGGAAGUCCAUCACCCUCGGAAGCGUCUCCUCCAUCAUCAUCGGCUUCUCAAUGCCUUUGUUCAUUGUGGUCUUUGGAGAUCUUUUUGGAGCAAUGUCCAAUCCCGAACCUAGCCAAUUGAUGGAAAAAGUUAAUGGAGUAGCCAUUGUUUGCAUUAUUAUAGGAAUAGUAAUGGGAGUUUCAAACUUGGUUGAAUCAACCACAUUUGGGGUGGCGGGCGCGUAUCUGACAGAGAGGCUGCGCGUCCGCAUGUUUGAGCACAUGUUAAGGCAGCACGUGGCGUACUUUGACGAGAGAACCAACUCCACGGGCGCGCUGUGUGCCCGGCUCUCGGGCGAGGCGGCUUAUGUGCAGGGAGCAACUGGCCAGCGCAUCGGAGUAUGCCUUCAAGGCGUGGGCUCCAUAGGGCUGGCGGUGGUACUGGCCAUGCUGUUCGAAUGGCGGGUCGGGCUGGUGGCUCUCUCGUUCCUGCCCAUCAUCUCUGUGGUCAUCUAUUACCAGGGGAAGGCUACGGGAGAAGAGGCCAUAGGUCACGUGAAGACCCUUGAAAGCAGCACUAUGAUAGCAAUCGAGGCGGUGUCAAACGUUCGGACCGUGGCGUCCUUAGGGCGAGAGCAGCGGAUAAUUUCGGAGUACGUCGCAUUGCUGCAGCCGGCCUUAGCACCCGCGCGGCGUUCGGCGCACUGUCGCGGGCUUGUGGCCGGCCUGUCGCGGUCCAUGUUCAACUUCGUCAACGCUGCGGCGCUGACCUACGGCGGGCACCUCAUCGUGUCUGAUGGGGUUGCUUGCGAACACAUUCUUAUUACAACACAAUCGUUGCAAAUGGCGUCGGGCCAGGCGCAAAACGCGUUCACAUUCGCGCCAGACUUCCAGCGCGGGAUCGACGCCGCCUCCAGGAUCAUACAGUUCCUCAACACGGAGUCGAAGAUUGCGGAUCCUGCUGCGCCCGCUAUCACUGAUUUUAAAGCGACUGGAGAGGCUAGUUUCAAAGGAGUAGAGUUCAAAUAUCCUACCAGACCUAACGUGAGAGUACUACGAGGACUGGAUUUACAUGUGGAACGCGGGACAACUGUUGCCAUAGUGGGCAGAAGCGGCUGCGGCAAGAGCACCGUUGUGCAACUGUUGCAGCGCUUCUAUGACCCGGAUGCAGGAGUGGUUGCUUUAGAUGGAGUCUCCCUCCCGAACCUACGCGUAGACGAAGUUCGAGCGAGCCUCGGAUUAGUUUCCCAAGAGCCGGUCCUCUUCGACCGCUCCAUAGCAGAGAACAUUGCGUACGGCGACAACUCGAGAACGCCCGCGCAGCACGAAAUCGUUGACGCAGCUAAGCAGGCGAAUAUACACAGCUUCAUUGUGUCCUUGCCACAGGGCUACGACACUAACAUCGGCUCAAAAGGCACCCAGCUAUCAGGGGGACAGAAGCAAAGGGUGGCGAUCGCCAGGGCGUUGAUACGACGCCCCAAGAUACUGCUGCUCGAUGAGGCGACCAGCGCUCUAGACAGCGAGAGUGAGAAGAUCGUGCAAGAGGCACUUGACGCGGCGAGCGCCGGGCGCACGUGCGUGACGAUCGCGCAUCGGCUGAGCACGGUGCGGCGCGCGGCGCUCGUAUGCGCUUUGGCUCGCGGCCGCGUGGCCGAGAGCGGCUCGCACGCGCGCCUCAUGGCUCGCCGCGGCCUCUACUACAGCCUGCACGCUGAAGCGCAGGACCACUGAGCCACCGACCCACUGAGCUACUGACCGACCAACCGAGCUACCUAGAGAUCUAAAAUAAAACAACAUUCAUUUCAGAACUCUCGCGUUUUCAUUGUAGAGUUUAUUUUAUAACCUACCAAUUUUGGUAUGUCUCUUUGGCACUUCUAGGACAACGAGUGAUUUAAAUAUCUCUGGGGACAACGUUAUAGAAAUCUUCCCGUUGGCCACUAGGUACCUACUGCUGGACGUGAUAGCGACCCAAUGUUUUGAUAUUUGUCGAAUUAUUUGGUGUUUAAGAGCCUAAGAGGUAAUAGACGCGGCUCGCACGCGCGCCUCAUGGCUCGCCGCGGCCUCUACUACAGCGUGCACGCUGAAGCGCAGGACCACUGAGCCACCGACCCACUGAGCUACUGACCGACCAACCGAGCUACUUAGAGAUCUAAAAUAAAACAACAUUCAUUUCAGAACUCCCGCGUUUUCAUUGUGGAAUUAAUUUUAUAACCUACCAAUUUCGGUAUGUCUCUUUGGCACUUCUAGGACAACCAGUGAUUUAAAUAUCUCUGGGGACAAGGUUAUAGAAAUCUGCCCGUUGGCCACUACUGCUGGACGUGAUAGCGAGUAGCCACCCAAUGUUUUGAUAUUUGUCAAAUUAUUUGGUGUUUUUAAGAGCCUAAGAGGUAAUAGACGCGGCUCGCACGCGCGCCUCACGUUUCGACCCGCCGCGGCCUCUACUACACCCUGCACGCUGAAACGCAGGACCACUGAGCCACCGAGCUACUGAGCUACCGAAAUACUGACCAACUGAGCUACCAGCAUAAUAAAACAGCCUAUUCAUUUCAGAACUCUUGCGUAUUCAUUGUGGAGUUAAAAAGAGCUAUAAAAUUCCUAUUAAGUUCGGUCUCUAUAUUAGGACAACCAAUGAAGUAUACCUGCCUGUAUUCCCUGCCCUGGGAACAGGGCACACGCUCCCGUUGGCCCUUACUGGUCGACAUAAUAGAGACAAUGUUUUGAUAUUAGAUUUGA